Molecule: messenger RNA, 1702 nt
Organism: Metschnikowia bicuspidata var. bicuspidata NRRL YB-4993
Lineage: Eukaryota; Fungi; Ascomycota; Pichiomycetes; Serinales; Metschnikowiaceae
Exons: 2
Coding region: 1-1608 (535 amino acids)
Cellular component (GO): mitochondrion
Molecular function (GO): GTP binding
Source: RefSeq, a predicted model, not a curated record
AUGGUCUUGCAGGUAAGCCUUCCGGCCCACUCUCUUGUUCCUAAGUGCACAUCGUGUGGAAUCACGUUGCAGAAAACCGAACCACAGGCUGCCGGAUAUUUCAUAGAACCAAAAGCGUCUGUGCCCGAUGCGCAAAAGGCUGCAAAAGCGAACCCCACGCGACUGACAGAUAAGAUUUUCGACGACCACUUUCGCGACUUAAGCGAUGAGGACAAGUCACUAUUACUCAAUGGGGCAGAGAUGGACUUGCUCUCGCCGCGUAACCGAAAACCCAUUUCUCCCUCGCAGCAAGAACGAAGUGGACAUCAGUGUCUCCGUUGCCGCAACGCACAUCACCGUUCUGCGUUUGACGCAGCUGAGUAUCAGACAGAAUCGGUGGCUCAAGUAAUGCAACGUGUGCCUGAAGACGGCCAUUUGGUAUAUGUGGUGAGCCUGGUUGAUUUCCCCUUAUCGCUCAAUGAGGAUGUGUUUCGAUUCCGCUCUGCCAAAUCAAUACAGUAUGUCAUCACAAAGUCGGAUUUGCUUUUCCCUACAAACAACCUCGCUUCUCGAUAUGGCACUCAAUUUUUUCAGGAUUACAUGCAUAGGACAUACGGUGUUCCUCAAAACCAUGUCCAUGUUGUCUCAGGAAAGUCUGACUGGAACACAGACACGUUUUUGGCUUCUAUUCGUAACAACUCCUUCUUCAUCGGAAGCGUCAACUCAGGUAAGUCGACGCUUCUCCAGCUGGUGAUGCAGGUAGUUCGAAAACAACGGGAGAGUUUGCCGAAUGCACGAAAAGAACGGGAUAGACAAAAGAAACAGGACGACAUUAUUUCGAAUGCUCGCUCGUAUGCUGCGGCCAGGCUACGUCUUCGCAUGUGGGAGAAACAGAAAACGGAUAUCGGUCCCGGCUCUUCUUUUAUGCCUGGUUUCACGCGUGACAUAAUUCCGCUUGAACUCUCAAAAUCCACCACCGUCUUUGAUGUACCUGGUUUUAGCAGUAAGCACGCAGCACACUUGUACGACUUUCUUUCUGCCAAAAGCAUCAAGCAGUUGCAGAAAGGCGCCUUGUUUCACAAACACGGCACUUAUCUCUCGAAGUAUGUGACUGCAAAAGAAGGCCAAGUGGUCACAGUAGGCGGGCUUUUCUUUCUACAGGUCCCUCGAGGCUGUAUGUACCAAGUCCGCAAUGUGAUAAACCACAAGGUGCACGUAUUCAGCAAUAUGGAAAAGGCCAUGCAGGUAUGGAAGGAUGCAAAGGACCCCAAUGCUGUUCGUGACGUGUUUUUGGUGGACCACCUCAAAACAGAUGUGGAGAAACACGUGGUUCCUCCUUUUGACGGGUCAUGCGAUAUCGUGCUCCGGGGCCUUGGCUUCGUGAACAUCAAGGCCACGGGGGCAAGACCAGAUCCAGCGACCGCAGAAGACGUGAUAAUUUAUCUCCCCAAAGGAAUUUCUGCUGUUUCUCGAGUCCCCAUUAGCAAGUAUAUCACAAAAACUCUUUCAGGCAGAGACAAGGGGGGAAAUGUAUUGAGAAAAGAGAAAUGGGUCCAAAUGAGCACCAAGGAACUCAAGAGGUAUACUGGAAAAGAGCCAUUCUUUUGGCCAAUAAUUCCCCUGCAAUAAGUAAAACAAAGGUUUCACUUGUACAUAGUAAGUCGAAUAAUUCUUCUUGAGGGUUGGAUCCAGACUAUUCAACGCAAGAGGUGCAAACAUAGGC